AAAAUGUCGAUUAAAUACCUUAAGAACGUUGUAUGUACAUCAGCAAACUGAUUUAAGGCUCGAAAAAACUCUUAUAGAUGAAUUGAAGAAAUAUUGUUUUGCACAAAGUCUGGGAUGCAGGGGUACAACAGUAAUAAAAACGGAUUCAAAGAUUUUGGUCAACUUAGCAAAUUUUAGUUAUACAUUUACGCCUUCUUCGACCUUGGAUCUGUAUCUUACGCAAACGCAAGGUUCAUUUCGAAGACGCCACUAUUUUGCCUCUACGAGUCGGUUUUUUGUUUGUACGACUCUGACAGUAAAUUAACGAUCGAAUAUAAUACAUAGAUGUCAAACUUGGCCAGGUCAUUGUUUAAAUACCAAUUGAAAGCAAUUGGUAGGCUACAUACGCCAGAAUUCCGGGUUUAUUGUAUGAAGGAAGGGAAACCUGUUUCAUAUUUACAUGAUGUUCCUAUUGCCUCGGACGAGAAGACUUUCAACAUGAUUGUUGAGAUACCCCGUUGGACGCAGGCAAAAUGUGAGAUUGCUAUCCAUGAUCCCCUUCAGCCAAUACGUUAUGACAUGAAGAAUGAUAAAAUUAGAUACGUUCCAAACUGUUUCCCAUUCCAUGGCUACAUAUGGAAUUAUGGCGUCUUUCCCCAAAGUUGGGAAAACCAAAAGGAAAGAGAUCAAUUCACCGGCCUCGUAGGAGACGGUGAUCCUCUGGAUGUCUGCGACAUAGGUGGCUCGAAAGGAAAAACGGGUCAAAUCAAGCAAGUUAAGCUGCUGGGUGCAUUGGCUCUCAUUGAUCAAGGAGAAACCGAUUGGAAAAUUAUUGUCAUUGAUACCCAAGAUCCCCUAGCUGAGAAGAUGAAUGAUAUUCAAGAUGCUAAGAGGUACAUGCCGGGAUUGCUCGAAAGUACUAAAAAAUGGUUCUCUAUUUACAAAGUACCGGAUGGAAAGCCAAAAAACCAUUUCGCUUUAAACGGCCAGUUUUUGAAUCAAGCAGACACUCUUCAGCUCGUAAAACGAUGCCAUGAAUCAUGGAGAACAUCAAAGCUGCGACAGGAGCGAGUUUCUGAGCGGAAUGAGCAGGCGACGAAGGACCUGGCUCAGUCAAUUAUCAAGGCACCCGAAACGUUUAUGCCAGACUUCAAUUACCCAUCGCAGCCCUACUGCUAUGUCUAACGAACUUACUAAUAUGAAAACUACUUACGAAAUGCUUUCGCCCGCAGAGCGCAUCACACUUCCCUCAAACCCCUCCCAAUCGUAAAG
This is a messenger RNA of Schizosaccharomyces japonicus yFS275, 1251 nucleotides long. RefSeq names its product inorganic diphosphatase. Gene Ontology annotation, molecular function: inorganic diphosphate phosphatase activity; magnesium ion binding. The coding region runs from base 325 to 1164 and encodes 279 amino acids. Gene Ontology annotation, biological process: phosphate-containing compound metabolic process. Gene Ontology annotation, cellular component: cytoplasm. The record is from RefSeq and is a predicted model, not a curated record. NCBI's taxonomy places the organism in Eukaryota, Fungi, Ascomycota, Schizosaccharomycetes, Schizosaccharomycetales, Schizosaccharomycetaceae. The transcript has 3 exons.